AUGGCCUCCCUCCUCCGCCAGAUUGUCGCCGGGCCGCGAGCCCGCCACGACGAGACCGGUCUCGAUCUCUGUUAUGUCACCAGCAACAUCAUUGCAACGUCCGGUCCCUCCAUCACCUACCCGCAGCUCGCCUACCGCAAUCCCCUCGACCGCCUUGUCGCCUUUCUCGACCGCAAACAUGGCGACGGCUGGGCCAUUUGGGAAUUUCGUGCCGAGGGGACAGGCUACCCCGACGAGGCCGUGUACGGACGGAUCCGGCACUACCCUUGGCCCGAUCACCAUCCGCCGCCGUUUCGACUGGUGCCGCUGAUUUUGGCGAGCAUGAAGCAGUGGUUGGGCGAUGAGUACGAGAGGCCGCCGGGAGCCGACGGCAAACAAGGACAAAACAAGGGAGCAAAGGGGGGCGAAGGAGGAGACAAAAAGACAGGGAGGGUCGCGGUCGUCCACUGCAAGGCGGGCAAGGGCCGGUCGGGCACAAUGGCCUGCAGCUACCUGAUUGCCGAGUGCGGGUGGACACCGAAACAGGCGCUCGACCGCUUUACGGAGCGCCGCAUGCGGCCCAAGUUUGGCAGCGGCGUGACCAUCCCCUCGCAGCUGCGGUGGAUCACGUACGUCGACCGGUGGGUGCGGGCGGGCAAACCGGCCUACGUGGACCGCGCCGUCGAGAUUGUCGAGAUUCACUUCCGCGGGCUGCGGCACGGCGUCAAGCUAGCGGUCGAGGGCUACGUGGACGAGGGCAAGCAGAUCCACGUCUUCCACACGUUCAAGAACCGCGAGCGAUACGUCGUGCAAGGGGACGCGCCGGGUGGUGGCGGCCUAUUGGAUCUCGUGUCAGACAUGGCAGGCGGAUUUAGUGCAGGCGGCGGAGGCGGUGGAAGCAACAGCAACAACGGCAGCAGCGGAGCCAAUCCGCCACAAAGCAGUCGAAGCAACACUGGCGUCCUCAACAGCCCCGUCGUGGACGGCGGUAAGAUUCGGCGGCCCAGGACAGACGUGCAGGUCGACAGCGGCAGCAAAGCCAGCAAAGACAGUACAGACAAGACAGACAGCAGCAGCCAUGCGGGCCUCGCUUCCACCAACGACUCGGGCCUCAGCAUGGACAUCAAUCAGCUCCAAAACAAGAGCGAGUCCAUGCCCGCGUUGGCCGACGCCUCUACGUCAGAAUCAACACAGGGACAAGCACAUAAGCAGCCCUUCCGCUAUGCCGCCGACGACGAACCCGGCGGCCAGGCCGUCAUCUUCAGACCCGAGCAGCCCAUCCGCGUCCCCAACGGCGACGUCAACAUAUCCAUCGAGCGCCGCAACAAGACCGCCGCCAACAUAGGCCUUACCAUGGUCACCUCUGUCGCCCACGUGUGGUUCAACACCUUCUUCGAGGGUAACGGCCCCGAGCAAAACGGCGUACCCGACGACAGCGGAAUCUUUGUGCUGGACUGGGACAAGUUGGACGGCAUCAAGGGCAGCAGCCAAAAGGGCAGCCGUGCGGCCGAGCGGAUCUCGGUCGUGUGGCGGCACGUAGAGGAGCACAAUGGCGAGAAGGAGGCGUCCCCCAAAGUGGACACUGCUGCUCCUGCGGGCGCGGUCGCCGACGUUCCCCAGAUGCGGCCAGCGAAUUGGCAAGGGAACAACCCCGAAGACCCCGACGCCAACAAGCACUUGGGGCUGCGACGGGACGACCCGGAGAGCGCUGGCGUGAGUCGCGCGAGCAGUGUAACGGGUGUUCCCGUGGGCGACAGCAAUGGCGUGCCCGCUGCCAGUUCACCACGUCAUGGCGCCGAUGCGAGAAAGGAGCGAGACGAGGACCACGAAGAGGCGCUGGCGAGCGUCAAGACCAGUGGGCCCGAAGGCGAGGCGGACCUGGACGAGAGCAGCCCUGGCGAAGAAGAAGCUGCAAAGGUAUCAUGA
This is a messenger RNA of Sporothrix brasiliensis 5110, 1905 nucleotides long. RefSeq names its product phosphatidylinositol-trisphosphate 3-phosphatase pten. Gene Ontology annotation, biological process: regulation of phosphatidylinositol 3-kinase/protein kinase B signal transduction; phosphatidylinositol 3-kinase/protein kinase B signal transduction; phosphatidylinositol dephosphorylation. Gene Ontology annotation, molecular function: phosphatidylinositol-3,4,5-trisphosphate 3-phosphatase activity; protein tyrosine phosphatase activity. The record is from RefSeq and is a predicted model, not a curated record. NCBI's taxonomy places the organism in Eukaryota, Fungi, Ascomycota, Sordariomycetes, Ophiostomatales, Ophiostomataceae. Gene Ontology annotation, cellular component: nucleus; plasma membrane; cytosol. The transcript is spliced from 2 exons. The coding region runs from base 1 to 1905 and encodes 634 amino acids.